This is a messenger RNA of Knipowitschia caucasica, 2037 nucleotides long. The record is from the annotation of a GenBank genome assembly. NCBI's taxonomy places the organism in Eukaryota, Metazoa, Chordata, Actinopteri, Gobiiformes, Gobiidae.
AUGUGUGGAAUCUUUGCCUACCUGAAUUACCGAGUGCCCCGCACCAGAAAGGAGAUAUUUGAGACGCUGGUGAAUGGACUGCAGCGACUGGAGUACAGAGGCUAUGAUUCAGCAGGUGUGGCUGUCGAUGGACCAAACAAGACCACAGAUAUCAACGGGAACUCCAUCUGUCUGAUCAAGAAGCAGGGAAAAGUCAAAGCACUGGACGAGGAGCUCCAUAAAAAAGAUUCCCUGAACUUGGAAGAGGAGCUGAGCACACACUUUGGCCUGGCUCACACUCGCUGGGCCACUCACGGAGAGCCCAGCGCCCUCAACAGCCACCCUCACCGCUCCGACAAGAACAACGAAUUUGUCGUCAUCCACAAUGGCAUCAUCACCAACUACAAAGAGCUGAAGGAGUACCUGAUCAACAAAGGAUAUGAGUUUGAGUCUGAGACGGACACAGAAGUCAUCCCCAAACUCAUCAAAUAUGUUUACGAUAACAGAGAUAAUGAGAACGUCACUUUCUCCACUCUGGUCGAGAGGGUCAUCAAGCAGCUGGAAGGAGCGUUUGCCUUGGUGUUUAAAAGUCGGCACUUCCCCGGAGAGGCCGUGUCCACCAGAAGGGGGAGUCCGCUGCUCAUUGGGGUGCGCAGUGACCAGGAGAUCCUAAACAACAUCCAUGUCAUGUACGGCUCAGGGCACUUGAAAGAUGGAGAAAAAGAGAAAAACCAGCACAACAGUCCUGAUGAUGCCACACAGGAGGUCAAAGAAGUGGAGUACUUCUUUGCGUCUGAUGCCAGCGCCAUAAUCGAACACACCAAUAAAGUGCUGUACCUGGAGGAUGAUGACGUCGCCGUGGUGACCAAAGGAGUGCUGUCCAUCCACAGAGUGAACCGUCAGGCCGGAGAGGACCCGGUGCGAGCCAUCCAGACCCUGCAGAUAGAGCUACAGCACAUUAUGAAAGGGAACUUUGAGGCCUUCAUGCAAAAGGAGAUAUUCGAACAACCCGAGUCUGUGGUCAACACCAUGCGGGGGAGAAUCUGUUUUGACUCCAACAAUGUGGUGCUGGGCGGACUGAAGGAUCAUUUGAAAGAGAUCAAACGUUGCAGGCGACUCAUAAUGAUUGGUUGUGGGACUAGUUUUCAUGCUGCCCUGGCUACUCGGCAGAUCCUGGAGGAGUUGACAGAGUUGCCGGUGAUGGUGGAGCUGGCGAGUGACUUCCUUGACCGGAUCACACCUGUUUUCCGAGAUGAUGUUUGCUUUUUCAUCAGCCAGUCAGGAGAGACGGCGGAUACUCUGAUGGCGCUGCGUUAUUGUAAGGAGCGAGGAGCCCUGACGGUGGGCGUCACGAAUACAGUGGGCAGCACCAUCUGCAGAGAGACCGCCUGUGGCGUGCACAUCAAUGCAGGCCCUGAGAUUGGAGUUGCCAGCACCAAGGCGUACACCAGUCAGUUUGUGGCUCUCAUCAUGUUCGGCCUCAUGAUGAGUGAGGACAGACUCUCGCUCCAGAAGAGACGACUUGAUAUCAUGGCGGGCCUCAAGGAUUUACCAGACCUAAUCAAGAAGGUGUUGCUUUUGGACGACGGCAUUAAGACCAUUGCCAACGAGCUGUAUGAGCAGAAGUCUCUGCUGGUCAUGGGACGGGGCUUUAACUACGCCACAUGUUUGGAAGGGGCACUGAAAAUCAAAGAGAUCACGUACAUGCACUCUGAGGGGAUCCUGGCCGGGGAGCUGAAGCACGGGCCCCUGGCUCUGGUGGACAAAGACAUGCCAGUGAUCAUGAUCAUCAUGAAAGACGGAUGCUACACUAAGUGUCAGAAUGCUCUGCAGCAGGUGGCUGCCAGAUCGGGCCGGCCUAUUAUCAUUUGUUGCCAAGACGACCCUGAGAUAACUAAAAGUGCGUACCAGACGAUCGCUCUGCCCCAAACAGUGGACUGUCUGCAGGCCAUCCUCAGCGUCAUCCCCCUGCAGCUGCUGUCCUUCCACUUGGCCGUGCUCCGAGGAUACGACGUGGACUGUCCCAGAAACUUGGCCAAGUCUGUCACAGUGGAGUGA